UCUCCAAGUGUUGAUUGGAGACUAGGGUAAUAGGAUACAACUCUGCAUAAGCUGUGAUAACAUUGAUGGCGACUCCAAAGUUCCUAAACACAUUGGCAACACAGAGUGCUUGAUAUCAGGGGCAUUGUGUUGGUGUUUUUAUAAGCUGGACCAGGUCCAUUGCAGUGUGUGAUUGUUUCAAGAGAGAGGUGGGAUGGAUGAAUCACUCAGGCAUAUCAACCCCAAUCCGACGCUGUCGGCUAAUAUUUUCUCCAGGACUCUGUUCUGUUGGUUGGAUCCCCUGUUUAAGAAAGGUUACAAGCGGCCACUUGAAGACACUGACCUAUACAACGUCUGCCCUUCAGAUUCCUCCGAGUACUUGGGGAACAAGCUAGAAGAUGAAUGGAACAAACAGUUGAAGAAAGGAGGCAAGCCGAGUCUACUGAAAGCUUUGAUGAGAACCUUUGGAUUACAGUACAUGCUGGUGGGACUGGUUGUCUUCUUUGAGGAAGCCACUAAAGUAGUCCAGCCUCUAUUACUGGGUGGACUUAUACGCUACUUCACCCCCGAUUCCCCGGUCAGCAAAAAGGAAGCAUGGCUGUACGCUAUGGGGGUGUCACUCUGUGCAAUAGUGUUGGCCAUCACCCACCACCCCUACUUCUUCUGUGUCCAGAGGAUCGGCAUGAGAAUGAGAAUCGCCUGCUGCUCCCUGAUGUAUAAAAAGUGUCUACGUUUGAGUAACAAGGCUCUUGGGGAGACAACCAUUGGUCAGAUUGUUAACUUGAUGUCAAAUGAUGUGAAUAGGUUUGAUCAGGCUGUUGUGUUCUUACAUUUUUUGUGGGUUGGUCCAGUACAAGCCAUUGCUGUUCUCAUCAUUCUGUGGCAUGAACUAGGGCCAUCUGUACUGGCAGGAUUCUUUGUGCUAUUGUUGCUGAUUCCUGUGCAAGGGUUUAUGGGAAAACUUUUCUCCAAACUCAGGCACAAGACAGCGAUCCACACGGAUGAAAGAGUGAAAGUUAUGAAUGAAAUUAUUUCCGGGAUGAGAGUCAUCAAGAUGUACUGCUGGGAGAAGCCGUUUGGUGAGCUGGUUGAGAAGAUUCGCAAAAGUGAGAUACGCUACCUGAUGCGGAAAAAGGUGCUGACGUCGUACACCGCCUCCGUGUGGGUGGUCAUUCACCGCCUUCUGUACUACUCCCUGGCCGUCGGCAUAGUGCUGGCGGGGACCUGGUCGUCGCUGCGGCCCGCUGUCCUGUACACGGCCACGCCCCUCCUGUUCCUGCUGGCCUACAACCUGGUGGGCUGUGUGUUUGAGGCUGCUAGGUACACGGGAGAGUGUGUGGCGACAGGUGCCAGGCUAAAGAGGUUUUUGUUACUGGAAGAACUGGGCCAGUCGUCCAGUGUUGACCGCACCUUGUUGAAUCAGGUUGAUGACAAGUGUUACGUCGAACUGGACAAUGUCACAGCCAAGUGGGAUGGGAACACAUCUGAGAGCAAUACACUGGAAAACAUAAGCUUGAGAGUAGAUCCAGGCAAGUUGGUGGCUGUAAUAGGCCCUGUGGGGGCUGGCAAAUCUUCCUUACUGAUGAGUAUCCUGGGGGAGCUCCCAGCGCAGACAGGAAGUGUGAAAGUGUCUGGUAAAGUUUCCUACGUCUCCCAGCAGCCUUGGAUUUUCUCUGGCAGUGUUCGGCAGAACAUAGUCUUUGGCGGAGUGUUUGAUAAAGCCAAAUACGACAGGAUAAUUAAAGUUUGUGCAUUGACGAGGGAUUUAGAGAUAAUGCCAAAUGGAGACACAACUCUGAUAGGUGACAGGGGUGUCAGCUUGAGUGGGGGUCAAAGGGCAAGGGUGUCCUUAGCCCGGGCAUUGUACAUGGAUGCAGAUAUCUAUCUUCUAGACGACCCACUGAGUGCUGUGGAUGCAGCAGUUGGUAGACACAUAUUUGAAAAAUGUAUCGUAGGCUAUUUAAAGAAGAAGCCCAGAAUCCUGGUAACUCAUCAAGUUCAGUUCCUGCCCGUGGCUGACACAAUCUACAUUUUAAAAGAGGGUAAAAUAAAUAUCAAGGGAUCCUUUGAUGAGCUGUCUCAGUCUGGUGUGGACUUUUCUGAACUGUUAAAGAGACCAGAAAAUGAGGAGCCCUCCUCCCCACCUGUUGGCUCCUCUGUGGACCCCCUGUCUGUCCACCCUGAACUAUCAGAGUUUGGCUCCCACCUGUCUCUGGCAAGCAUUGCUGAGGGCUAUGAGCCAGAACCAGUACAACUUCCAGAAGUCGAGGAGCGAGCCAAGGGGAACGUGGGCAUGAAGAUCUAUGUGGAUUACUUCAAGGCUGGCUCUGGAGUUUUCAAGUUCACUAUUCUAGUCCUUUUGAACAUCGCUGCUCAGUUGUUUUACAUAGGGAGCGACUGGUGGCUGUCUCGAUGGUCUAACCAGGAAGAAGUCAAGUAUGCAGCGAUUGAAAAGCAUCGUCAGUUCCUGGAGAUCAACAACCUGACAGACUCUUUCAACGUCAGCGACUUCAGCGGUAACUUCAGCAGCAACAUUACCAUUCCUUAUGUGGACAGCCACUUUAACAUUUACGUGUUCACUGGCAUCAUCCUGGCCGUCUUCCUGUUUGGCCUGGCCAGAGCUCUCCUGUUUUUCAAGAUUGCGGUGGACGCCUCCCAGACCCUGCACAACAUGAUGUUUGCCAGAAUUCUCAGAUCUCCCAUCUCAUUCUUUGAUUCCAACCCAGUUGGUCGAAUCUUGAACAGAUUUUCUAAAGAUGUUGGUCACAUGGAUGAUCUGCUGCCUGUCACAUUCUUUGACUUUAUACAAUGUGCCUUGCUCAUCCUUGGCAUUGUUCUAGUGGCCGGUAUUGUCAACCCCUAUGUGUUCAUCCCGACUGUUCCUCUUGCCAUCUGUUUUGUCUUGGUCAGGAAGUACUACUUGCAGACGUCCAGGAGCAUCAAACGUUUGGAAGGAACAACUCGGAGUCCAGUGUUUUCCUACCUCAGUGCCACGCUCCAGGGCCUGCACACUAUACGCUCCAUGAACAUGGAGCAGAAGUUUAUGGAGGAAUUUGAUGCCUACCAAGAUAAACAUUCCGAGGCCUGGUUCCUUUUCCUGGCCACAAGCCGCUGGCUUGCCGUUCGACUAGACUGGCUAUGUGCCCUGUUUGUUACAGCCGUCACAGUUUGCUCUGUUUUGGCAGCAGAUACCAUGAGUGCAGGUCUUGUUGGCCUGUCUAUCACCUACACCAUGACAUUGAUGGGCAUGUUUCAGUGGGGAGUCCGGCAGAGUGCAGAAGUGGAAAAUCAGAUGAUUUCGGUUGAAAGAGUCUUGGAGUACUCUAGACUACCGGAGGAGGCAGCACUGGAGUCCAAGCCUGAUACCAAACCACCUCCUGGCUGGCCGUACGAAGGACAGAUUGUGGCCGAUAAAGUGUGUCUGCGAUACUCUCCCAGUGGACCACUUGUACUGAAAGACUUGACCUUUGUUAUACAUGGGAGAGAAAAGGUGGGCAUUGUUGGCAGGACUGGGGCAGGGAAAAGUUCUUUGAUCACAACAUUGUUCAGGAUGUCAGAACCAGAGGGGAAACUAGAGAUUGAUGGCAUCAACAUUCAGCAGAUAGGGCUGCAUGACCUCAGGAGUACAAUCUCCAUCAUACCACAGGACCCUGUCCUAUUCACUGGCUCAUUAAGGAAAAAUCUGGAUCCAUUCCAACACCACAGUGAUGAGCAGCUGUGGAAGUCUUUAGAUGAAGUCAAGUUGAGAGAACAGAUUAAAGAUAUACCCGAGGGUCUUGGGGCUGAGGUCUCAGAAGGGGGUGUGAAUUUUAGUGUGGGCCAGCGCCAACUGAUCUGUUUGGCUAGGGCCAUACUAAGGAAUAACAGAAUCCUGCUGAUUGAUGAGGCCACAGCCAACGUUGAUCCAAUCACUGAUGAACUCAUUCAACAGACCAUACGCACAAAGUUCAGGGAAUGCACAGUUCUGACGAUAGCUCACAGGCUUCAUACCAUCAUUGACUCGGACAGAGUCAUGGUACUGGACAAUGGAUUUAUUGUUGAGUUUGAGAAACCCUACAAACUGAUGUCUCAAGGCCAUGGGUUUUUCUACGAGAUGGUGCAACAGCUGGGCAAGGCGGAGUUCGAUCAUCUCUUGGAACUGGCCAGAGAAGCUGAUAAGAAAAAUGAGACCAAGCAUAUAACAGCUAAUGGAGUUCCCGCCAAGUUAUUCAAAUCUCAGAACUCCACUCUUGACUCGCCCACCAACCUUGACACAAGCUAUGACAUUUCGGACCUGACCUAUGAGAUAACAGACAUUGAAAACAGCCUCAAGAUGAUAGACGACGUCAGCGAUGCUCCUGAGGUGGGGGCCAGGGCCAAGAAGGCCGAUGCCGUCAGCACCAACAGCAGUUCUGUAACGCCACUCACUGCCACCUCUGCCAGCGACACGGAGCAGACGGCGCUGCUGACACCCACCUCACCGGAAGAGGAGGCCAGUUUGGCUGAGACUAAGGCCAUGCUAAAAACUGAGCCCCAUGAUAGGACUAGUGAUGAUGAGAAUGACGAGGGGGAUGAGAGUCUAGUCUUAAUCAAGUCAGCUAGAGGAAGCCAUACAGACGUGACUGAAGCCUAAACAGUUUGUCAGGAACCAAUGUGUUUUUAUGGAAGAGUUUGAUGUAUGUGGUAAAACUAGAAUCAACAUUGUCUUGUAUGGAUUUACUAUAUAUUUAAAAUGAUUCUUGUGCCUCUGAUGUAUGUAUGAAUUUGUUGGUUUUUUUUUUUUUAAGAUAUUUUUUAUUGUAAUGACAAAAAAUUAUAUAUAUUUAUAUAUACAUUUUUUUGUUUUGUUUGUUGACAAGAUGCAAAGAAUUCUUAUGAAUGAAUGGUUCCCUAAAUCUUAAUCCCGGUUUUGUUGGGUGAAAUUAUUUUUUUUAGCCUUUUAAUUUAUUUUCAUUUUCUUAAAAAGCUUCUUAAAAACAAAUUCUAUUUUAUUGAACAUGGAAACAAAAAAGUAACUUAAAAUGAUAAGCCUUCUCAGAUUUGAUUCAAAGAAUUUUUAACGAGUUUUGAAAUCAGCUACACUAAGAUCUACCACUCAAUCUACUGUCUUGUGCGAUUCUGAGUGAUAAAAAUUUAGUAAUAAUUUCUUAGCUUCUUGAGCAGAGAGGACAUUCCAUUUGAGUGUUACUUAGAAAACAUUACAUGAUUGUUAUUGUUAUGGCAACGUCUAUAAUAAUGUUAUGUUAAGGUUGAUGAUAUCAUUGUACAUUGCCCUCAGCAAAGAAACAAGAAAUAAAACCUGUCUCAUAUUUGAGACAUGAUAUUUGGUCCAAUAUAUCUUGUUGAAGUUUCUGUUGAUUGACAUCCUCAUAUUUUGUUUUUAAAUACCUUUAAAAAAGAAAAACAAUCUGGCCAGAUUUCACUGAGACCUGUGAUGUGGCAGUGAGCUAUUGGUUUAAACUGCUCACAGGUUGCAACAUCACAGGUCAGUGCUCAGGCCUUCCAUAGUGAUUUGGUCUCGACAGAUCAGAGAGAAAUCAAAACUAACCAGUAACUAUUGGGUUGGCGCAAGGCUUUCAACUCAAAGUGAUAAAGAAAUUUUUUUUUUUUUUGAUAAAUUGUAGCUGUGAAAACUGGCCAGUUGUUUCUCUGAGAUGUGACACAAUGUUGAAUAACUAGUUUAGUGUCAGGAUGUUUGUAGUGUAGUGCAAGUUAUAUUGUUGACAGUUGUCUGGGUGAAAUAAUUCUGGAGACAUGUCAGGUAUCAUAGUAUUCUAAAAGGAUGAACGUUGAUUUCAGCUUAUUUGGCUACAUCUCUUCCUAGACACAAGUGCCAGUGUCCAAUUGCCUUUACUUUGAAAGAUACCCAUAUCCCCCAUGCUGUUUUACCUGUGACCAGAGGAAUUUUUCAAUGCUGGACCAAAUGUUAUUCAGUUAGACUUUAUUGUUAAGUCUUACUUAGACCAUCCAGCACAUCCGGGUGGCUAGUUGUGUCCAUAGAGAUCUGUCUCCAUUAAUGCAACCUCUACCUACCAGCUAAUCCCCACUGCCCUGAGAUUCCCUCCAUGAAGGUGUGGCGCCCUGUUUAAUGACUAUGUCCCUGUUUGCGUUAUAUCGGGCUAGGAACAUUAAAAUUUAAAAAAAUGAACUUAGGUUUUAAGUAUUGAACAACAUAAGUGGAUUUUGGUUCUAGAACCAUUUCAUUCCUGAUCUAGUGAAGUGGGCAGUAGAAACAGAUGUAUAUAUUUAUAUUCUUUGCUACAUGUACAAUGUGUGAGGUGGUAAAAUUCCAUUGACAUAGGGACCUCUUUUUUUUUCUUUUUUUCUUUUAAAUGUUGACUACUCCAGCAUUUCUCAACAUUAAUAAUGUACAGGUCUGACAAGUAUCUGUAAGGAUAAUAGAAAACAUUAGGCUAGUACCACAUAGGGUUAAGAAGCUGUUGCUUAAAUAAGUGGAUAGUCACAAAGCUCAGUUGGACAGUUUGUAUUUAUGAGAGUGAUGUCUGACCAUUCUUUGCCCUGACCAGCUAUUUCUGAUGAGAGAUAACAUAAACAAUCAGCAAGUUGAAUGUGAUCUCCUAUUCACUAAUGCCAAUCUUAAAAAUAAGAUCUAUAUGCCAAAGUAUACAUAUAUUUGAUGACAUAAGAUACUGAUUCUCCGCCAAAAACCUCUUUCUUAAAUAUUUCAAUAUUCUGAUGCUUUUUUCUGGCAAAACCAAAGUAAAAAUAAAAAUGACAUUGAAUAGCAUUUAUUUAGAUGAUAAAAAACAAUGAUCUUAGUUCUUUCAACAGUAUUUUUUCCUUGCAGUCGUCAGCUUAGUGAUAGAAUCAAUCAUGGCAUAUAUUUAGACUUUUAACCCUAGAUCUGCUGUUAUGUCAGGGGAUUGAACUUUGGUAGGUGAAUUUGAGUUACCUGUACCAGUUCAAAAGUUAGCUUUUUGUGUGAAAAAUGCAACAUUUGAAUUAAAGUCUUUCUACCAAGUUAACUGCAUGUACUUGUAUCAUUUUUGUUUUAAAUUUAUACCUGUAUUGAUAUAUCUUUGUGGUUCUCUAGUACUUAUGUGUGUUUACCAUGAAGCUUGGAUACUUAAAGUGUCUUAAUGAUUGCACAAAGUAGUCAGCAACUUCUAGAAUGUUUCCUGUGUCAGGAGACCCAAUGGAUCAUUUCUUGUAGUCACAAAGCUACAUUCAAUUCCCAGACGAUGGCAUAAGAACAGAUGGCAUUAUUUCUGCCUUCCUUAUACUUGGAGAAUUUAUUUUACAAAUUCAUUUACAAGCUUGUUCAUUAUAUCCAUGGACCAGUCUUAUUGAUUAGAUAUUAAAGAUAACUCUUUUAAGUGACCAAACUUUCAAUAGCUUCAAGUUGAGAAAUUGUUAGCCCCAGAUAGGUUUGGUUGUUGGUUUCCUCUUAUAUUUUUUGGUCAUUGAUUUUUCAACCUGACAAUUAAGUUCAAUCUUUUUGUCCUUCCUCUGUGAUGUACUUACUCAACAGAAUGCCAUAUUUCUCUUUUUGAAUGUGAUAUGAUUGUGUGUUGAAUUUUGUGUUUUCACAGGAUAAGUCAUUAAUUAAUAAAUACAUUAAUGAAACAAAGAC
This is a messenger RNA of Biomphalaria glabrata, 7552 nucleotides long. RefSeq names its product ATP-binding cassette sub-family C member 4-like. NCBI's taxonomy places the organism in Eukaryota, Metazoa, Mollusca, Gastropoda, Planorbidae. Bases 194 to 4591 code for a protein of 1465 amino acids. Gene Ontology annotation, biological process: transmembrane transport. The record is from RefSeq and is a predicted model, not a curated record. Gene Ontology annotation, cellular component: plasma membrane. The transcript is spliced from 27 exons. Gene Ontology annotation, molecular function: ATP binding; ATP hydrolysis activity; ABC-type transporter activity.